GCGAGCGCGCUCUAGCCUCUAGCUACUCCUAAUCAGCGCUUAAUCAGCAGCAGCAGCAGCAGCCAGCAGGGAAGGAUGCAGGCGGUGGGCAUCCGGCGUGGUCUGACCAUCGACCCGGCGGGGGAGGAGGAGCCCGCGGCGGCGCGCGUGGGGCGGCUGGUCCGGGAGAGCCCCGUGGUGAUCUUCGCUCGCCCCGGCUGCUGCAUGGCGCACGUGAUGAAGCGACUGCUGCAGGCGGUGGGCGCGCACGCCACCGUCAUCGAGCUGGACGCCGGCGCCGCCGAGGAGGAGGAGCUCGCGGCGGGGGCCGAGGGCGCAGGCGUCCCGGCGCUCUUCGUCGGCGGCGACCCCGUCGGCGGGCUCGAGGGCCUCAUGGCGCUCCACCUCAGCGGACGCCUCGAGCCCAGGCUCAGGGAGCUCGGCGCGCUCUGCGCCUAGCUGUCCGCUUGCUUCUCCGCCGUCGAUCCAUGUGUCCGGUCAGCGUGCCCGCGGCCGGGCGCCCCGGGCUGUACAUACUACGCGCGCGCGCGGCGGCCUCUGCGAUUUGGAGAAGGAAGCUUCAGGGUGCUGGGAAAAGAGUUUUUAUUUACAGGGUGUUUCGUGUUCGUGACAAACGGCACUGGACCUAAAUGUGAUUAAUUACUCAGGAGUAAUACUACUACUACUACUAGUUUCUCUCUCUCUUUCACAGCAACAAGCAAGAGAGAGAGAGAGAGAAAAAAAAAACAAGCUUCUGUUUUGUCCUGGACUCAUCGAUCGAUCACUCCUGGUUUAUUUGUUAACUAAUAGUAUGAUGAAGUUGUUAA
Messenger RNA from Sorghum bicolor (sorghum), 806 nucleotides. Its product is annotated as monothiol glutaredoxin-S2. The coding region runs from base 76 to 438 and encodes 120 amino acids. The record is from RefSeq and is a predicted model, not a curated record. NCBI's taxonomy places the organism in Eukaryota, Viridiplantae, Streptophyta, Magnoliopsida, Poales, Poaceae. The transcript has a single exon.